UCACGGUUGCGUUUGCUUGACCAUGUCUGUUUCUAUUUCGACUAAUCGAGUUGUUCCGCAAGGUGCCGAACCCGACGAACCGUCCGUCGACUCGCACUUCGGGAGAGCUUCCAAGCCGUGCUCUGACGAGAAGCAGCAAAAGAGAACUGCCAAUUGUCCUAUUGACCGCGGUAAUCGUCGACGCAUGAUCCGCGGUGCCGAGCUCGUUAUACGCCGCCCUCGACCGCCUCGACUAGCACCCACCGAUGAGGAAGAGGCUGCUCAGCGAGUAGCCAUAUCCCCCACGGGCCGAGUGAACGCAGAUGCCCUUACGAAGAAAUGCGUUGAUGAACUCGGCGACGACAGUGCUAUUCCCACACCAAGCACAAGCACCGACUCUCCCGCAUCAAGCAAAGAGGGAAGUCUGAAUUCCUCCAUGUUGGAGUACCUCUUAUUCGAGCUCUCAUCCUCAUCAUCCGCGUCUGAUCACGACACCGACGAAGUCCUUUUCGAUGGUUUCAUAUCGGAUGAUGAUACUCCUCGUUGAAUAAUCGAUUAAUCUAUUCCCCAUCCGUGAUGUUGUUCCGAUGCGAUUACUUAUCACCGUCACCACCAUCGCAUCAUAGUCCUAUCUCGGAAGAGAAGCCCAUCGUUUGAGUCCUGCUUGUGUAGUAGUAGUUGCUGCCUGAUUACAGGUUUGAUCACUCCUCGAAUUUGUGCUGUGAGGCACUUUGCACA
Messenger RNA from Perkinsus marinus ATCC 50983, 717 nucleotides. RefSeq lists its product as hypothetical. NCBI's taxonomy places the organism in Eukaryota, Perkinsozoa, Perkinsida, Perkinsidae. The coding region runs from base 23 to 526 and encodes 167 amino acids. The record is from RefSeq and is a predicted model, not a curated record. The transcript is spliced from 4 exons.